Plasmodium knowlesi strain H is the source of this 1956-nucleotide messenger RNA. Its product is annotated as conserved protein, unknown function. The transcript is spliced from 3 exons. The record is from RefSeq and is a predicted model, not a curated record. NCBI's taxonomy places the organism in Eukaryota, Apicomplexa, Aconoidasida, Haemosporida, Plasmodiidae. Bases 1 to 1956 code for a protein of 651 amino acids.
AUGGAGCAUAAGGAAAUGGAGAGUGAGAAUAACAACAAAGAACUCGUGAAGGAAGACCAAGUGAAAAAGGAAGACCAGGCAACGAAGAAGGUCGCCGAAAGUUCAGAGGAAAAUGAAAUGCCACUUGUUAACAGCGUCUCCCUGGGGAAGCACCUCCUCAGCGGGAGUUCCUUGAAGAAGGGUAUUAGCGUGAGCGUUAGAGGAAGAGCAGCGAACGGAGGAGCCAACGCGAAGCAAGCUGGAUCUGCAUGGAAAAAGAAAGAUGAAAAGAACAAUGAAGAGGUAGGAGAAGAGAAGGAGAAAAAAAUAGACGACGAAUCCUUCCCAGAUUUGUUGGAGUCAACAGAAAAAAUAAAAUCAGAAUUGUCCAAAGAGAAAGAUAAAAAGAAAAAACAAUUAAAAGAUUUUAAAAAGGGAGAUGAACCCUUUUUAAAUGAUAAUGUUGGAUUAGAAAAAAUGAAAAUAGACGGUUUCCCUGAGAAGAAGAAAUUUGGAAUGAAUAUGUUUGGAGGCCAAAGGAAAAAUGAGAAUAACCAGAAGAAGUGGUUUGAAGGAUCUGCUGAUUUUAGUGCAGGUAAUAAUAAUGUUCAGAAUGAGAACAAUGAAAAGCUGGUUAAGAAUGGUUAUAUUAUGCCCGGCUUUAGGGGAAAGCAUAUGAUUGGCUUUAGGUGCUUUUUAAAGCGUGGGUUGCAGAGCCCUGCGCCACUUCCUCCCACGACGUUGCCACAGGAGGAAAGUUUCUUCUUGGAAAAUGUGGAGAACAGGGGCGGCAUGCAGAAGAAGAAUGGAAGGAUAGGUCAACAGAUGAGUCAACAGAUGAGUCAACAGAUGAGUCAACAGAUGAGUCAACAGAUGGGUCAACAGAUGGGUCAACAGAUGGGUCAACAGAUGGGUCAACGCAUGAACAUGCAGAUGAAUUUUCCUCUGAAUAAUAUAGCACCCAAUGUGCAAGGAAAUAACAAUCAGCAGAGGAAUAAUCAGAACAACAUAAUGACCAACGUAGAAGGGGCAUUAGAACGGGGAGGAGGAGCAGUCGCAGGAGGAGUAGGAGGAGCUGUAGCAGGAGGGGGGGUUGAUCAGGUGAAUCACCGAUUCGCUUCGAUGGCUACACAGAAUAAUCAAAACAAAUUCAAUGGUAACGGAGGAAAUAUGAUAAAGGGAAAUAAUUUCAAUAGGAGUGGAAGAAAUUUUGCAAACAAUAAUAACAACAAUAUGCUUAAUGUGGAAGGCAUGGUGAGUUCUAAAGGGAUGAAUAACUUGUCGGGGGCACAAGGGAACGUUGUAAAUCACAUGAGGAGAAAUGAAAAGAGAGAGGAUAGGAAUUUUAGGAGAAGGGACAUAGAUACUGAGAGCAACUGGAGAGUAGCCAGUUCCGCUAAUAGGAACCCCGAGGGAGGGGAGCCUGAUAAAAUAUACGCGGAGGGAGGUAUGAACAAGGGGGGUAAUAACAGCGUAAGCGGUAAGAAUAUGAGGGGGUACAUCAAUUCCGUUGAUGGUAGGAGCGGCACGAAUAGGGGCAGUAUCGAAGGCAACUUGGAGAACGGACAAAUGGUCAACAUGAACUUCCAGGGUGCGGUAAAUAUGUCAGGAAAUAAUAAGAACAUUUUUAUAAAGAGCAACGAAGAGGCAAAGAGCAGCAACGUCUUCAAGGGAAAUAUUCUGGAUAGCAAGAAUGAGGAAAUUGGAAACAACGCAUUCAAGAGUGGUUUGAUAAAUGGGGGGGAGAAUACACAAGGAAGUGUGAUGGCGAACGAGAUGGGUGGGGAUGGCUUUGGAAAGAUGGUGAACUUUGGAAACGCGAACAACAGUAACCAGAAAUUUGAUUUUAACAAAAAUUCCAUCGGGGAGAACUUUGGUUCCGGCAACAAAGUGAUGCAUUCGAUGGAUCUGAGAAAGGCCAGGAUGAGGGAGAUGAGAAACGUGAAUGAACAGAAUAACAAUUCGAAAGAGGGAUAG